GUGAUACGGUUGUUAGUGUUGAUUUGAACAACCGGAAGUAUUGUGGGAUUGAUCGCGAAAACACCCACUGUUUGAUUUUUCCACCGAUAAUGUGACAUUUGCAUAACAGCUGAGCAGAGACAGCAAGAUGAUUGGGGGACUGUUUAUAUACAACCACAAAGGGGAGGUCCUCAUCUCCCGCGUUUAUAGGGACGACAUCGGGAGAAAUGCAGUGGACGCUUUCAGAGUGAACGUUAUUCAUGCUCGACAGCAAGUCAGGUCCCCAGUGACCAACAUUGCCAGAACCAGCUUCUUUCAUAUAAAAAGGUCGAAUAUCUGGCUGGCCGCGGUCACCAAGCAGAAUGUCAACGCUGCCAUGGUGUUUGAGUUCCUACACAAGAUGACCGACGUGAUGGCCGCAUACUUUGGCAAGGUCACUGAGGAGAACAUCAAAAACAACUUUGUGCUCAUCUAUGAGAUACUGGAUGAAAUCCUCGACUUUGGGUACCCACAGAACACAGACACUGGCAUUUUGAAAACAUUUAUCACACAGCAAGGUGUAAAAUCCCAGUCGAAAGAAGAGACCAGUCAAAUCACGUCGCAAGUAACAGGCCAGAUAGGCUGGCGUCGCGAAGGCAUCAAGUAUCGUCGCAAUGAACUCUUCCUAGACGUGCUGGAAUCGGUAAACCUGCUGAUGUCGCCUCAGGGUCAGGUACUCUCUGCGCACGUAGCUGGCCGCAUCGUGAUGAAGUCGUACCUUUCAGGGAUGCCUGAGUGCAAGUUCGGGAUCAAUGACAAGGUUCUGAUGGAGAGCAAGGGAGGCAAAUCAGGCCAGGAUGAUACUCGCGGAGGAGGGUAUGUCAAGAACACUUCAGGCCUUUACUCCAAACCAUCCUCGUCCACUAAGACGUCCAUCGCCAUUGACGACUGCCAGUUCCACCAGUGCGUUAAGUUGAGCAAGUUUGAGACCGAGCACAGUAUCAGCUUCAUACCACCGGACGGAGAGUUUGAACUCAUGAGGUACCGUACCACCAAGGACAUCUCCCUGCCAUUCCGUACCAUACCGCUGGUGCGAGAGGUUGGCAGACAGAAGAUGGAGGUCAAGGUCGUUGUCAAGUCCAACUUCAAACCCUCCUUGUUGGCACAGAAAGUGGAGGUACGUAUCCCGACUCCCCUCAACACGAGCGGUGUGCAGGUGAUCUGUAUGAAGGGCAAGGCCAAGUACAAGGCCAGCGAGAACGCCAUUGUCUGGAAAAUUAAGCGUAUGGGUGGGAUGAAAGAAUGCCAGCUGAGUGCGGAGAUAGAACUGCUAAACACGAACGACAAACGCAAGUGGACCAGGCCCCCCAUCUCCAUGAACUUUGAGGUGCCGUUUGCGCCCUCCGGGUUCAAAGUUCGCUACCUGAAAGUGUUUGAGCCCAAACUGAACUACAGUGAUCACGACGUGAUAAAAUGGGUGAGGUACAUCGGGCGCAGUGGACUGUAUGAGACCAGGUGUUAACAUCACAGGCACAGAUAGGUGGAAACAGUAAAUUGUUAAAUCAAUCUGAUCAAGAAAAUUGAAGACCAACGUUCAAGUAUCAACAUUCAAAUUCAUAAGGAAAAUUACUGAGUUAAUUAUGUUAAGUCAUUCUUUAUAUGCCAUGACAAUGAAAGAUGAAGUUUUUUUCAUGGACAUUUCCUAUAUAAUGACUGGCCCAAUAUCCCUGAUCUUGCAAUUUUUUUUAUUGAUUUUUUGUGUUUAAAAGCCGGAACUCCCUCAAAUCAAUUGUCAGUAUUGGCUCUCUUAGGUAAGAGCAAGAAAAAAGUCCUCCAAAACAAAAUUUCCCUCCAAUGAUAGCAUUUGUGAGCUCCAGGAGAGAAUAAAUUGAAUUUUACCUGAUUUUUUUUGUAAAAAUAAUGGAAAGAACAAGUAAGGCAAAGGGCAAAUAAUUGCAUGUCCUGAAAGUAUUAUGUGAGAUUUUUAGGGUUUAUAUGUAAAUUGUAGUGAAGGCUGGAAAGUUUUUGUCACAAUUUUUGUAGAUGUACGAAUUAUGUAUUUAUUUUUUGAUCAUCAAAUAAGUCUAUUUGUAGAGGUGAUUAUUAUCAAAUAUAGAUGGAUAUCAAUAAACUUAAUGUUAGUUGCUAAGAAAAUAAUGUCAAAUAUUUAACUUGUUAGUUCCAAGUUGUUAUCUUAAACAAAGAUUUUUGUUGAGAUUUUGUCUGCCAGUAAAAUCCAACAUGCAAUGAGAUGAACACUACAAAAAGAGUGAACACUGCAACACAUAAAGACAGAUCAAAUACAGGGCUGUAUUUUCAAAUAAAUGUACUUGAUUUAUGUUUAAUAAUCAGGCACAACUAUAUGUUUCAAAUUCCUUUUGGUUUCACUGAUUUUCUUCAUGUUUUUUUACAGGAUUCUUUGGUAACAAGUUUAUUACUGGAAACUCUGUGGCAUUUUGUUAUUUUAAAAGUACAAAUUUCAUUAUAACUCUGAUGAACAGCAGUUUAUAAGAUUUGAACAUGAGAAAUAUAUAAAGCCAAUUGUCUAUGUUUGUAUCAACAUGAAGUUGUUCUAUGUUGUUUAUCCCUUUCAGUGCGGGAACCGAAUUUUGAAGGCCUUUGCACACAGUUUAGAUCCAGAUGAGAAGCCACAGAACGUGGCGUCUCAUCUGGAUCCAAACUGUUUGCUAUUCUGAUAGUAUUCUUUGAAAAAAAAUCGAUGAAAAUGCUAAUUUUAGAAAUUCAGCAGACGACAUUUUAGCAGACGACAAAUUUCCCAGCAUGCAAAGGGUUAUAGUCAUUUGAAGAUAAGUAUAGUGUUCCCCUAUUUUAUGAACAUUGUACCAAAGUUUGUGCAUUUGUUAACCAGGUUUUCCGAAGGAAAAAACUGGUUAUUAGAUUGGCGAAUGCGGGCGGGCUGGCUGGCUGGCGGGCUGGCUGGCGGGCUGGCGGAAUAAGCUUGUCCGGGCCAUAACUAUGUCGUUCAUUGUCAGAUUUUAAAAUCAUUUGGCACAUUUGUUCACAAUCAUUGGACGGUGUGUCGCGCGAAAUAAUUACGUCGAUAUCUCCAAGGUCAAGGUCACACUUUGAGUUCAAAGGUCAAAAAUGGCCAUAAAUGAGCUUGUCCGAGCCAUAACUAUGUCGUUCAUCGUCAGAUUUUAAAAUCAUUUGGCACAUUUGUUCACCAUCAUUGGACGGUGUGUCGCGCGAAAUAAUUACGUCGAUAUCUCCAAGGUCAAGGUCACACUUUGAGUUCAAAGGUCAAAAAUGGCCAUAAAUGAGCUUGUCCUGGCCAUAACUAUGUCAUUCAUUGUGAGAUUUUAAAAUCAUUUGGCACAUUUGUUCACCAUCAUGGGACGGUGUGUCCCACGAAAGAAUCACGUCAAUAUCUCCAAUGUCAAGGUCGCCACGACUAAAAAUAGAAUUAAAAAAAAAAAAAAACUUACAAAGGGGGUUAAUUUUUUUCGGUCAUUUCAAAAGUUCAGUUUGAGUUUUCUCCCUUUAUCAGAUUUUUUUUUCACAAUGAAAACCUGGUUUUGUGACAAUUUUGUCCCUUGUUUGUGAUGUAAUUGUACAUUAUUUCAUUCCUUGAGUGUCACAGCAGUGGACUAUUAGUAUCCAAAUGUUGAAGAACACAUAAAUAUAUCAAUUAAAAAUAUUUCUUGAUAGAAAUUGCAUUUAAUUUUUGUGAAGCAAUUCCCAGUACCGGUACAUGUUUCUUGUAUCAACGGCCGUUUAAAAAAAAACCCACAGUAUUAAGGUUUUAUGCUUAGAAAUAAUCGUUACAAAGUGCUAGUCAUUGUUAAUUGAUGGCAAUGUGUAUUUUGUAAAGCUUAAAGUAAGAUUAGUUCGAAAAUUCUCAUAAAACAUAGUGUACAAUUAUUUUUUGUAGUGUUAUAUUCAAUAACAUUUCGUGUUAUACUCAAAUUCAUAUACCUGUUGCAAUAAUUAUAAAAACCAGCUAUUGGUUCACUUAUUUGUGUUAAUAUUUGUCUUGAACCACGUUGGUAUAUGUGUUGUUGAUUGUUAGCAGGAGUGAAAUUACGUUUGUAUGAGAUUUUAGCUGUUGGAGACACCUGUAACUCCAUGUUUAUAUGAAAUCGAGUUCCAAUUAGUGAGGCUUCAUAAAACCUGUCUCUAUUCAUGUGUAAUAUUUUUAACAGAAUGGAUACAGUUAAACUCUGUAUGUAAGGUGAUUUAUAAAUAGUACAGUCCACAUAACACUGAAUUAUUGUAGUCAGCAAAAAACAGUUUAAAUCAUUGAAAAGUCAACUCUGCAUUUUGCUUGUUUCAUUUGUAGGGGUUAAUGUGUAGGUUAUUUGUCUAAUAGCAUUUAGGCUCAUUUUCCAAAUUGUGUCACUAUGUUGUGGUUAAAGCAAAUGAAUGUGACAUUAUUAUCAUUAUUAUUUUAAAUAUUAUUAGAAUAUACAUGUAUGUACAACAA
Dreissena polymorpha is the source of this 4402-nucleotide messenger RNA. RefSeq names its product AP-2 complex subunit mu. Gene Ontology annotation, biological process: intracellular protein transport; clathrin-dependent endocytosis. The record is from RefSeq and is a predicted model, not a curated record. Lineage: Eukaryota; Metazoa; Mollusca; Bivalvia; Myida; Dreissenidae. The transcript has 13 exons. Bases 128 to 1480 code for a protein of 450 amino acids. Gene Ontology annotation, molecular function: clathrin-cargo adaptor activity. Gene Ontology annotation, cellular component: cytoplasmic vesicle; AP-2 adaptor complex.